AUGGCGAGCGCCUGCAUGGCGAGCUGCUCCGUCGCAUUACCGAGUGCCGGUGCCCGCACCUUUACGACUGAUUGUUACACGACGCGCUGCACCGAGAGAACGGCCUGUCAUGCUGUGGCCACAACGACCGUAACCCGCACUACAAGCGGCUGUCCAACUCUGAGCGCCUACCAGCCAUGGUGGACAGACAAUAACCAGGCCGUGUUCGCGCCCAGCGAGAAUGGCUGGGGUGGUUUCUUGGCGGCAACCGGCACAUAUCUCGAUCCGGCCCUGAACACGAUCCUCAUCAAUUAUGAGUCGGGCACUGACAAUGAAGACGGCGACGGCAGUGGCGGUGAUCCCGUACCAAGCCCGGGACCGGAACCGAAGACCAUACCAGCAAGUGGUCGUGAGGGCUACGGUGGUGUCUUCUUGAUGGUGUACUGGGAAGUCGGGGGCAAGGGCCAAUACCGUGGUUACAGCUUGUGGUCUAAAACCCUGAGCAUCAAUAACCCAGAUAUCUGCACAUGGGAAAAGGACCAGCUCACUUUGACAUGGAAGGAUUAUCCUGGAGACCCAAUCAUGCCUCCGCGUACGUUGACAUGUGGCAAGUAUAAAGAUGCCACGCUCGAGAACUUUACAGGAUCGUUCGGCAGUCCUACACCGACAGGCAAGUGUGGUAGUGUGAGCUGGGGAUCUAUCAUUGUCUGCCACUGCUUCAAUUAUUGA
This is a messenger RNA of Verticillium dahliae VdLs.17, 708 nucleotides long. RefSeq lists its product as uncharacterized. The record is from RefSeq and is a predicted model, not a curated record. Bases 1 to 708 code for a protein of 235 amino acids. The transcript is spliced from 2 exons. Lineage: Eukaryota; Fungi; Ascomycota; Sordariomycetes; Glomerellales; Plectosphaerellaceae.